Saccostrea echinata is the source of this 1293-nucleotide messenger RNA. RefSeq lists its product as uncharacterized. Gene Ontology annotation, cellular component: endoplasmic reticulum lumen. The record is from RefSeq and is a predicted model, not a curated record. NCBI's taxonomy places the organism in Eukaryota, Metazoa, Mollusca, Bivalvia, Ostreida, Ostreidae. Gene Ontology annotation, molecular function: protein N-acetylglucosaminyltransferase activity. Bases 1 to 1293 code for a protein of 430 amino acids. The transcript has a single exon.
AUGAAACUUUUACCAAGAAAUUUACCCUCUACAAACCAAGCAGACGUACGUGGUACGUCAGAUAUUGUCUUGAAUGAUCAGAAAACAAUGCGCACACAACUUAUUUACCUGCAGCCAAAUUUUACCAUAGAACUCGAUCCUGUGAACCUUUGGAUCGAAACUAGGAGUAAACUGUGUAAUGGUAAUUUUAUCGGUUACAGAAACUUGUUCGCCCACUUGAAACAUGUGCAAUUAAAUCCCCGACGUUCUUUUGGAAGAAAAGGCGGAGAAACUUUAGAAAAGGUCAUAGGUCAGCCAGAGAAAUACGAGUACCUGAGCCUGGAGAAAGGUUAUUUCAAAAUUAGUUGUCAAGGCCGACGAAUAUUAUAUGAUUUCAACAAGAAAGAUCACUUGAAGCUGUGGCUCUCGGUUGUUAAAGCGACCACGGACAAUGGCAUCAUACCUCCAUUAAAUAAUAAUUUCACUAUUGCAGUGACUCGAUACGAGUAUGUUAAUCUGUAUCAUGUUAUGACAGACUGGUUCAAUGCAUUUCUGAUGCUUUUGAUUUUCAAAAAGGAGCCAGAAACUACCUCUAUUCUUUUGAUUGAUAGCCAUCCUGUUGGCGGUCUGGACAGUGUUUGGACGACGCUUUUUGGUCACGUGACCCGAGCAGGUCACAUGACAGAAAUCACUACAUAUAAAGAUCUGGUGUGGAGCAUAACUGGAUAUAAUAGUCUGUUAAAUCAACAUGCUUUGCCUCACGUACCAUAUUUAGAAGAAUUCAGAGAAUUUUUCCUCAGCAGAUAUAAUGUUAAAGACACCAAAAAAUUAAACUGUGAAAAUUUGUCUAUUUUAUUUAUAUGGCGCAAAGAUUAUGUUUCUCACCCAAGAAAUCCCAAAGGAAAGAUCAAGCGAAAGAUAAGAAAUGAAAUGGAACUACAAAGAGCGGUUCAACAAGUUUUCCCAUAUCACAAUGUAAAAGGUGUGCAGAUUGAUUCGCUUCCAAUGUCAGAGCAACUUCAUCUCAUCGCCAACACUGACAUACUCGUGGGGAUGCACGGGGCGGGCUUAUCCUUCACCAUCCUCCUCCCCAGACACGCGUCAUUAAUAGAACUCUUCCCACGAUAUCUCUCAACCAAGAACAACCAUUUUAGAGCAAUGGCAAAAUGGAGAAAUCUUUAUUAUCUACGAUGGCAAAACAGGAACCCUCAAAACGAGUUUCCGAAUUAUUUCACGUAUAUACCAAUUGAUGUCAUAGUGGAUAAGGUCAACCAGACUGUAAAUUAUAAAUGUGAAAAAUGGAUGCGGACUUGA